AUUAUAUCACCAUCCACCAUCAUGGCAGCGAUCAAAGUCCAUGGAAACCCUCUCUCAACAGCUACAAUGCGAGUUCUCACUACCCUCUAUGAGAAAGAGCUAGACCGUGAGUUUGUUAUUGUAGACUUGAGAGCUGGUGAGCAUAAAAAAGAACACUUCCUGUCCCGCAAUCCAUUUGGUCAAGUUCCAGCUUUUGAAGAUGGAGAUCUCAAGCUCUUUGAAUCAAGGGCAAUUACUAAAUACAUUGCCUAUGAGUAUGCUGACAAGGGAACCCAACUGAUAUACCAAGACCCUAAGAAGAUGGCAAUUACAUCGGUUUGGAUGGAGGUUGAGGCCCUACAGCACGACAAAAUAGCUACAACUCUAGGCAUGGAGCUAGGAUAUAAGCCAGUAGUUCUUGGCAUUAGUCCAAAUGCAACAGUUGUGGAGGAAAAUGAACCUAAGCUAGCUAAGGUCCUUGAUAUCUAUGAGAGUCGACUAGCUGAGUCAAAAUACUUGGGAGGUGACUGCUUCACCCUAGCGGAUUUGCACCACAUGCCCAUUAUGCAUUUCUUAUUAGGGACACAAAUUAAAAAGCUCUUUGAUUCGCGCCCCCAUAUGAGUGCUUGGGUAGCAGACAUCACAGCAAGGCCAGCUUGGUUAAAGGUCCUUGCCUUGCAAAGCAAAUAA
Quercus lobata is the source of this 669-nucleotide messenger RNA. RefSeq names its product glutathione S-transferase-like. Gene Ontology annotation, molecular function: glutathione binding; glutathione transferase activity. The transcript has 3 exons. The coding region runs from base 22 to 669 and encodes 215 amino acids. Gene Ontology annotation, biological process: glutathione metabolic process. Gene Ontology annotation, cellular component: cytoplasm. The record is from RefSeq and is a predicted model, not a curated record. NCBI's taxonomy places the organism in Eukaryota, Viridiplantae, Streptophyta, Magnoliopsida, Fagales, Fagaceae.